Thlaspi arvense is the source of this 3316-nucleotide messenger RNA. The record is from the annotation of a GenBank genome assembly. NCBI's taxonomy places the organism in Eukaryota, Viridiplantae, Streptophyta, Magnoliopsida, Brassicales, Brassicaceae.
AUAUUUUCUAAUUUUUAGAAAGUACACAAAAAUAGAUCGUACUGUAUUUAGACUUGUAUAAAUAGAUGAAGCGGGGAUGCAGAGGAUGGUAAGCAAAUAAGAGCAAAGAGAUAAAAAAAAAAAAAUGUUUUGUAGAGAGUCGUCGUCGAGCCUCCAGACCUUGAACAUAGCAAAGAGUCUCAGCUCUCUGUUCCCUAAACCGUCAGCACUCAUCAACCCCAUUUCGACAGGACGUAGAGACAAGCUUUGUCGUCGUCAAAACCUUGGAGGACGUUGUAAGGUCACGGCCUCGCAAGGUAACAUUGAGCAGAAAGGUAAAAUAGUGAAACAAAAAGUUAAGAAACUCAAAGUAAAGGGAUACAUAACUGCUCAAGAAGGGUUGCUGGAGGGCCUAGGUUGGUCGAGACCUCUGGAUGACAUUACUGAUAUCCGCGGCAGAUCACUGCUCGUCGAGCUUAUUAGCACCGAGACUGAGACCGGGACGCUGAUGGGGAUGGAUCCGGUAGAAGACUACGCACAACGCGUAUGGUCCGAAGCCCAUGAUGAGAAGUAUGAGUGUGUGUUUGACAUGCCCGAAGACUUUGGAACCGUGGGGGCCAUCCGGGUUCAAAACCAGCACCAUAGAGAGAUGUUCCUCAAGGAGAUGGAGCUUGAAUUACCCAGCGGCUCCGUUACGUUUGUAUGUAACUCAUGGGUGGCCCCAAAGUCCAUUGACCCAGCCAAGCGGAUAUUCUUCUCAAACAAGUCCUACUUGCCUUCUACAACCCCGGAGCCUCUUAAAAAGCUGCGGAAGGAGGAACUGGAGACCUUGCAAGGCAACAACCGCAAAAGAGUUGGUGAAUUUGCCAAGUACGAGCGUGUUUAUGACUACGACGUGUACAACGAUGUGGGUGACCCUGACAAAGAUGAGGAGCUUGCCCGUCCUGUUAUUGGAGGCCUCUCUCAUCCGUACCCACGGCGGUGCAAGACAGGUAGGAAACCCAGCGACAAAGACCCCUCCACAGAGAAACGGCACGGGGAGUUCUAUGUCCCUAGAGACGAGGAGUUCUCUACAGUCAAAGGCACUUCAUUCACGGGCAAGGCCAUCCUAGCAGCUCUUCCCUCCGUGUUCCCACAGAUCGAGUCAGCUCUGCUGGAUCCCAACUUGCCAUUCCCACACUUCAAGUCCAUAGAAGAUCUCUUUGAAGUAGGCAUCGAGCUUCCCAAGGAUGCUGGCCUUUUACCUCUGAUCCCCAGACUUAUCAAAGCUGCUUCUGAAGCACAAGAUGACCUCCUCCAGUUUCACCCCCCUAUUCUUCUUAAUAAGGAUAGAUUUUCAUGGAUCCGAGACGACGAGUUCGCUCGCCAGACACUUGCUGGCCUAAAUCCCUAUUGCAUUCAGCUAAUUGAGGAGUGGCCAUUGAAAAGCAAACUAGACCCAGCAGUUUACGGUGAUCCCAACUCACUCAUUACUUGGGAGAUUGUGAGUAAAGAAAUCAGAGGAGUCAUGUCAGUUGAUGAGGCUCUAAAGAAUAAGAGAUUGUUCAUGUUGGAUUAUCACGAUUUGCUUCUACCGUAUGUGAACAAAGUCAGAGAGUUGGAUGGUACCACCUUAUAUGCUUCUCGAACAAUAUUCUUCCUCAGCGAUGAUAGCACAUUGAGGCCCGUUGCCAUUGAGUUGACUCGUCCCCAAGAUGUCAACAAGCCCCAAUGGAAGCAGGUCUUCUCGCCAGGCUAUGAUGCUACCUCCUGCUGGCUAUGGAAUCUUGCUAAGACUCACGUUGUUGCUCAUGAUGCCGGUUAUCACCAGCUUAUUUCCCACUGGCUGAGGACGCACUGCUGUAUGGAGCCAUACAUAAUAGCGGCAAACAGGCAACUAAGUGCUAUGCAUCCCAUCUAUAGGCUUUUGCAUCCCCACUUCCGCUACACCAUGGAGAUCAACGCUCGUGCACGCCAAAGUCUCAUCAACGCAGGUGGAAUCAUUGAGACUUGUUUCUGGCCCGGAAGGUAUUCAGUAGAGCUAAGUUCAGACGUCUAUGGUAAACUUUGGAGGUUCGACAGGGAAGGCUUACCUGCAGACCUCAUCAGCAGGGGGCUGGCCGUGGAAGAUGAGACCGCGGAACAUGGGGUACGGCUGACGAUACCGGACUACCCAUUUGCGAAUGAUGGUCUAAUGCUGUGGGAUGCACUUAAGGAAUGGAUAACAGACUAUGUGAAGCACUAUUAUCCAGAUGCAGGACUGAUCAUGUUGGAUGAGGAACUCCAAGGAUGGUGGGAUGAAGUGAGGAACAUAGGGCAUGGAGACAAGAAAGACGAACCAUGGUGGCCUGUGCUGAAAACACAAGAUGACUUGAUCGGCGUGGCGACAACGAUAGCGUGGGUGGCCUCUGGUCACCAUGCAGCUGUAAACUUUGGACAGUACGGGUAUGGAGGAUACUUUCCCAACAGACCAACCACAACAAGGAUAAAAAUGCCUGUGGAAGACCCAGAGUUAAUGGGCCUACAGGAAGACAGUUUGGCCCAAAUGAUGAUGAUGCUAUCUUAUUAUCGAAUGCAAUCUGCGGAGGAGAAGGCAGGCGAGGGAAUGGAGAGUUGCGGCCGGAGCAGUCUGAGCUUCAUCAUAGCUUCAAGGCCGUUUCAUCUCCACCGGUCAAGCGACCGUCUUUUUCCCUCUCUUAGCUUAAUUCAUCACAGUCUCAAGCGCAGGCUCUCUCUCUCCAUCACCUCAUUUUCCUCCCAUCCUCUCUCAGACAAGGGAAGCCCCCUGCCGCGUGGGGCGGGAGAAGGAGUCAAGGAAGAUGCGAGGAGUAAGCUGCUUCAAGUAGUCUUGGUCUCUCCCCAGAUUCCUGGGAACACAGGUUGCAUUGCAAGAACAUGUGCGGCUUCAGCUGUUGGGCUACAUUUAGUCGGGCCAUUGGGUUUUCAAGUGGAUGACACCAGGCGUAGCUAUGUGGUUGUCAAAGCGCAUGGCUCAUGGGCUGAGUUUCAAGAAUAUUUCAGGCAACAGGAGGGAGAAAAACGGAUGAUAGCUUUCACAAAAAGGGGAACAAAGAUACAUUCAGAAUUCUCUUACCGAAGAGGCGAUUACCUCCUGUUCGGGUCAGAGACAAGCGGUCUACCUCCUGAAGCGCUGUCAGACUGCAAAAACGAAUCAUAUGGAGGAGGGACCAUACGUAUUCCGAUGGUGGAAACAUAUGUGAGAUGCCUGAAUCUGUCGGUGAGUGUAGGGAUUGCUUUGUAUGAAGCGUCCAGACAACUUAACUAUGAGCAAAUUGAGUGUGCACCUGAAGGCGGUGUGAAUGGCGAAGAACCUUUGUUCGCAGAGGAUAUUUUUGCG